Messenger RNA from Macroventuria anomochaeta, 1425 nucleotides. RefSeq names its product IF4E-domain-containing protein. The record is from RefSeq and is a predicted model, not a curated record. NCBI's taxonomy places the organism in Eukaryota, Fungi, Ascomycota, Dothideomycetes, Pleosporales, Didymellaceae. Gene Ontology annotation, biological process: translational initiation. Gene Ontology annotation, cellular component: cytoplasm; eukaryotic translation initiation factor 4F complex. The coding region runs from base 94 to 1167 and encodes 357 amino acids. Gene Ontology annotation, molecular function: translation initiation factor activity; RNA 7-methylguanosine cap binding. The transcript has 3 exons.
UCUGCUUUGCUGCUUGUUCGCUCAUUCGUCCCACCAAGCUUCAGACAGAGUACCUCUCCAUAACCACUGUCCUUCACCGUGACCUAGCUACCAAUGGAUAACAGGGACAACCUCUGGACCCGCCGCUCCAACACCAGCAAGCUCUCUCUGUCCACCUCGCAGUCCGACCACCAGUCCGACCACACUCCCACUCGCACAUUCUCCGCCACUGCAAAGCGCUUCGGCGGAGACACGUCGUCGCACGGCGGCCGCAAUCCUUUCAACGCCAUCUCGCCACUGACACCCGGUGCGCUCGCGUCGCCCACCACGGGGGGCUCCUCUGCCUUUGGGCUUGGGUCAGGUGCCUUUGCAUCUUUCGGGUCUGCUAAUAAGACCCCCAAGACGCCAGGCACCGCAUUCGACUUCAAGACUGCCGCAACGCCUGCAGCAGUACUCACAACACCGUCGGAGAAGAAGCCACCGAGCAAGAUUGUGAACAGCGCACGGAAGGAACCUGCCUCCACACCUGCGCCACAAGAGAAUACGACAAUGCCCUCAGAGCCGCUCGAUCCCAGCGCACCGUGGCCGCUGAAGUACUCAUGGGUCGUCUGGUUCCGCCCACCAACGCCCAAGAACAACGAUUAUGAAAAGUCUAUGAAACCUCUUUGUAGGAUGAGCACCGCCCAGGACUUCUGGAAGGUGUUCGUGCACCUCAAGCGGCCAUCGUCAUUACCCACAGUUUCAGAUUAUCACGUCUUCAAAGAAGGCAUUCGGCCUGUGUGGGAGGACGAGGAGAACAAACGCGGGGGAAAGUGGAUCAUGCGCCUGAAAAAGGGAGUUGCAGACCGCUAUUGGGAGGAGCUGCUCAUGGCCUGCAUCGGUGACCAGUUCAACGAGGCCGGGGAGGAAGUCUGUGGUUUUGUCCUCAGUGUUAGAAGCGGCGAGGACGUCUUCAGCAUCUGGACAAAAAACGAUGGUGGCCGCAACAUCAAGAUUAGGGAGACUGUCAAGCGUGUGCUCGGCCUUCCCGAAGGAACCCAAAUCAUCUGGCGUAGUCACGAUGACAGCAUUGCGCAACGCACUGCCAUCGACCAGGCACGCCAAGAGAAGAACCAGCUCAAUCACGAGAAGCGUCGAGUAACAUCGUCAGAUGAGGCACAGCGGGAGAAAUCCACAGCUGGGUCAUAAUCUAUGCUUCGAGUGUCGUCGUCUCGCCAUUGCUGACUAUGUGCUAGCUUGCCGUGGGACAGUCCGGUGCAUCUCAGUACAAGGCAACCUCAGAAGCGAUUCUACAACAAGUUUGAUCCAAAUCUCGGCGCAUGGCUGGAAAUCGCGAGGAACUCUACCAGCACGACUCCAGAAACGCUUAGGCAACCAGUUGGCGGAUCUGCCGCAAUGCCGUAGGGUCUAGCUGUGCCCGAGUAUUUUAACGCGUUGCGCCCACAC